GCAUUUACCGCCAUGUGCGGUAAAUGCCAGUUAUCGAAGAAGAAUAGCCUAAGCGCGAUAACUCCCCUGUCCUCAACCAAAUUUCCAAAAUAGCCCCAAGCCUUAAAUGCGCUUGCGCACACAUCCUCUUCGCUCGACGAUUUUGAUCAGACAGCAUCAACAGAAAAAUCACCUCCAAGUUGCAACCCAUUACGUGGAUUACUAUAUUGUACAGGUAUCGUUCCACCGGUCAUCGAAACAUGCUCCGUGCAAAAAGGACUACAAAGUCUCCAUAUGCCAGGCCCGGCCGAGCUCCAGCUGCCACCAAAAAGGCCAAAGCAUCCAGGCCUACAAGCACCGUGACUCAACCGAACCAGGUCACCACUGCUACAAGCACCGUGACUCAACCGAACCAGGUCACUCCUGACGCCAUACCUCCAGCCUUAUCAAACCAGCCUACAACUUCCUCAGGAAUAGACAUCCCUGACCCCUUAGAGUUUGAGGCAUCGCCAACAAUGCUUUCUCCAGUGGCAAAAGUUCAGGAAGCUGGCCCCCCAUGCAGACUAUUAUCCCUGCCAAGUUCCUCUGGAAUUCUGGAACCAUUUGAGCAGGACGUAGAACAACUACUCUCAGCAUCAGUCUCUCAUAGCACUCAAGAAAUAUACCAGAAAGGUCUUGACUCAUUUGCACAAUUUAGAAAAAAAAUUAACUUAACAGAAGUAUGGCCCCCUCCCAUAGACCAAUUAAUUAACUAUAUUGCUUACCUAUCCUCAAAGGGGACAACAUACUCUACAGCCAAAACCUACCUAGCUGGCUUAAGCUUCAACAUAAAACUUGGUAAUUUCCCAGACCCAUGCCAAUUUUUCAUAGUCAAGAAAAUGCUAAAUGGCUUUAAACAACUAAAACAUAGAAAAGAUUCAAGAAGCCCGAUAACAUUUCCCCUAUUAGUCAAGUUAAUAGACUCGCUGCAACAUGUGUGUCGCAAUUAUUAUGAAAAAUUACUGUUCUCCUCAGCAUAUGGGCUCGCAUUCUUUGCUUUACUUCGAGUUGGUGAAAUAACCACCACUAGGGCAAAUACCCACAGUUCCCCAUUAUCAAUAGAAAAUGUAUCAAUAUCCCAAUCAUCCAUUCAGAUCACUUUAGGGAAAACUAAAACAGAUCAGCAUGGCAAGGGCACAACAAUGCACAUUAACAGUACAAAGCACAAUCAAGUCCUAUUCCACAACAUUCUAGAGUACGCGACCCAUAGACCAUCACAAACUCAAACAUCACAGUUUCUGUGCCACAUGGAUGGCUCACCCUUGACUUACUAUCAAUUCAAUCAAAUACUAAAGAAAGCUCUAUCAUUCCUCAAACUUGAUAUAUCAACAUUCAAAUCCCAUUCAUUUCGCAUAGGGGCUGCAACUUCAUUGUAUAUGCAAGGUACUCCAGAGCAAGAAAUCAAAACCAUGGGUAGAUGGAAAUCCAACGCUUUUAAGUCAUAUGUUCGCCCUAAUACUGUAGUCUUGUAGAUAGUCAGUCUUACUAACUGUAAGCUAAGUUUGCAGGAACUCGCUGCAAGGUAUGGAUUGUUGGAUCUUCCAUCAUCAGACGAGCCGAAGAUUACUGCACACGUUCACCAAUUGGCCAAAACUUGUCUCUGGAGCACUUAAACAUAGAUGUAACCUGGUCCGGAUCUGGGGGACUAAAAUGGGAGCAACUUGAUCAACACAUUGCUAGUUUGUUAAAUCGCCACAAUGAAAUCAUUCCUCAAGUUCUAAUAGUUCACUGUGGUGGCAACAGUAUUGGCAUUCAGUCCCUUAAAAAAUUACAAAUAGCCAUGAAAUCAUUAUUAGACUCCAUUCAUAGAAAAUUACCAAACACUCUUCUUGUAUGGUCAAACAUACUUCCUCGCAAAUACUGGCGUUACAUGAUUUCGAGCGAAGCUGCAGAGAAAUCUAGAAAAAGAAUCAAUAAUUCCAUUGGUUGCUUUGUUGUGCAAAAGUUAAAUGGGGCCCUCAUUCGUUACCCAGAUAUUAGAAUUGAUCAGCCCAAAUUAUUCCUCGAUUGUGUUCAUUUAUCAGAUCUUGGAAAUUCUAUUUUUACAACUACAAUUCAAACGGCAUUGUCCAAGUUUCUGACUUCCAGUCAAAAGGUUUUCCCCACACUCCCAUAAAACACAGUAUCUGUGCAUGGCUUGUAAAAGAAACACCUUCACACCAUCCCAUAUUCAUGAUAGUAGUCGCAAUUGCACUGAGUUGCAUUGCAUCCUUCCCUCUCCCCUCCCCCCAGUUAUGCUGAUUGAUGCUUUGAUAUGUUGUGUUAUAUUGCUUUGCCACAUUAUUCAUUGAUGAUACCCUGCAUAUUGUUUUUGUAUUGCUUUGAGAAUCAUUGCGUUGC
This is a messenger RNA of Saccostrea cuccullata (small rock oyster), 2358 nucleotides long. RefSeq lists its product as uncharacterized. The coding region runs from base 240 to 1490 and encodes 416 amino acids. The record is from RefSeq and is a predicted model, not a curated record. The transcript has 3 exons. Gene Ontology annotation, biological process: DNA recombination; DNA integration. Gene Ontology annotation, molecular function: DNA binding. Lineage: Eukaryota; Metazoa; Mollusca; Bivalvia; Ostreida; Ostreidae.